Messenger RNA from Chelonoidis abingdonii (Abingdon island giant tortoise), 761 nucleotides. The record is from RefSeq and is a predicted model, not a curated record. NCBI's taxonomy places the organism in Eukaryota, Metazoa, Chordata, Testudines, Testudinidae.
UAGAGGUUUUUAUGACCUGUUGCUUAGCAACUUUUAUCAACAGCAGCAAAGCACUUUCGCUUUCCUUAACCUUGUUAAAGUUAGGCUUGGUCACCUCUAGCACUCAUCAGCAGAGGGAAAUUAUUUCUAAAGUAAGGUAAAGUUGCUGCUCAGAAUCUAUGAGCUGCAUCCAGGAUGAGCUAUCUCUUCUUAGCUCCUGAAUUGCCUUUGCCCUUUAGUCCUCUCUCUUCUCAAGCUUUUGAAGAAAUCCAACGCCAUGCCGGGGAAGCCUGGAGACAGGAGGCUCAAAGAGAGGCCAACUGUGCAACAACAUAUUCUGCUGGUUAUGGAAAAAAGGAGCUGGCUGAAUCCGCAAGGUGCAGAACCAAACCCUCCUCUCCUACCAGGAUAAACAGACCUCAUCCACCAGAAGUGUUUAUGGUAAACCAGCUUCAUUAUAUACCUGGAUAUUACAACAGUGAUAAACAAACUGCUGCAGAUGACAAAGGCAAAUACUAUGAACAUCCAGGUUACAGAGAAGAUUCUAAAUAUGUCAGACAACGAGUAGUGUAUCAAAAUAUGUACUCUGGUGCUUCAAAGUCACAUCAGGCAGCUCAGAACUGGAUAAAACAUGCCAGUGAAAAUGAGGACAGAAAUAUUGAGAAAACGAAAAAUUUUGCAGCAGGAAGUCAGAAGAUGCAGACUAUACCACACAAGACAAAGUUACAGAAAACACAUUCAAAACCUGAAAAAUGAAAAUACAGACACAUAUUACCCAAGUU